AAUGCGACACUUUUAGCUUCCGGUGUAGAAACACGGAGGGGGCAGACGCCGCCGUGGUUCUAAUGUCGGUUUAUUCGGCUCUUGAAUUCAUGUUGUUCGUGUGAAUUCCCUGAUUAUGACGUUAAUGUAUUUACGUUUGUGUUUUUAAUCUUAACGUUUGGUCCACGCGCUUGUGUCGCAGCAGCAGGGUUAGCGCGUGCACGUUAACCUUGGCGUGCGUGACGGUAGUUUUGUUUGUGGUGACCCUACCGACGAAUACAACAUGUCAGGUGCCUGUCGCGGUUUGAGCUCUCUGCCAGUCAAGAUCCUGGCAGAAGCUUCACUUUUGUCACCUUGCCCGUGGUUUGUGUCGGCACGCAGCAAAUUUACCAAAGCAAGAAUCCCAAAAGAGCUGUUUGCAGAGAGAUCAAAAGAGCACGAGAAAUACGGGGGAGAUCCAGACCAACCUCACAAACUGCACCUGGUGACACGAGUGAAAAGUGUGAUGCGAAGACCGUAUUGGGAGAAAGAGAUUGUGAAACACCUGGGGCUCGAAAAGGCACAUACACCUGUAAUCCACAAGAAUACGCCUGCAGUCAACAGCCAACUGAAGUUCGUCAAGCACCUUGUAAGGAUCCAGCCGCUGAGGACGCCCUACGGACUCCCUGCUGAACAGGACAUGGGUGACGCCUACAUUAACAGCAGAGGAGAGUUGAUUGUUCGUCGCCUCCUCCAACCUGUAGAGCCCAAGGCUAUCGCGUCUUAGUGCCACAUUCAAUUAUAUCUAUUAAUAGUUACGUUGUUCAUAAAUAUCUACAGCUCCCCGUUGUGGUGCCGAUACACUGAGAAAGUUGUUUGUUUUGAAUGGGUUCUGGAUUUACUCAAAUACGUGUCCAAUAAAUAACUAUUUAUCAAUCAUGAUUGAAAUAUUGCUGUUUUCCGUGACGAGUUAGAAAGAGAAUUCAGAUUCUUUAUUGAACCACAUGAAUUAAAAACCUUUUCAAA
Messenger RNA from Cyclopterus lumpus (lumpfish), 984 nucleotides. RefSeq names its product mitochondrial ribosomal protein L30 (gene mrpl30). The coding region runs from base 263 to 745 and encodes 160 amino acids. Lineage: Eukaryota; Metazoa; Chordata; Actinopteri; Perciformes; Cyclopteridae. The transcript is spliced from 5 exons. Gene Ontology annotation, cellular component: mitochondrion; large ribosomal subunit. The record is from RefSeq and is a predicted model, not a curated record. Gene Ontology annotation, molecular function: structural constituent of ribosome. Gene Ontology annotation, biological process: translation.